CCAACUUUCGCCUCCUCGCCCGUCUUCUCCGGCUUCCCCACGACCCCCACCCCAUGGCGGGCUCGUCGCCUCCCCCGGCUUACUCGGACCUCAAGCGGGGCUUGGAGAAGAGCGGCAGCGGCGCCGAGCUCCAGCUGAACGGCGCCGAGGAGAUCCCGGGCCCCGAGGAGGAAGAGGAGCAGCGCCCCCCGCCCAAAAACUAUUUGUGGCUGAGCAUUCUGUCCUGCUUCUGCCCCGCGUACCCCGUCAACAUCGCCGCCUUCGUUUUUUCGGUCAUGGCGCUAAAUAGCUACAAUCAAGGAGACAUCGAAGGGUCGAGGCGGCUGGGCCACACGGCUUUGCUGGUUGCCAUCGCGUCCAUCCUCAUUGGCCUCCUGAUGAUUGCAAUCCUCUGUAUUGUCCACUAUACUACGCACACCAUCUGAAUUCAGAGACGCGGGAUGUGAACGCUUCCCAUUCUUCAAACCCGUGACACGGGGGUUCUGUCCCACGGAGAAAUGAAAACCCACGGAUGCUCAACAAACCAGAUCCGGCUUGUUCGUUAUUUUUUUAAUCCUACAAAACCUGGAUCGAGGCGUCCGGUUGAAAAUCUCCAUGGGAUGUUUGCUGGUUGUGGUGGGGCUGUGCGUCCAGAUUUUCACAUCCCUCCCCCUCAAGAACCGAAAACAGGAAAAAUAAUAAUAAUAAUAAUAAUAAUUACCAGUCUUUCUUAAAGAAUGCGUUUAGGGAGCUCUCUUUUUGCAACCCGCGACUCCUUUUUCACGCACCGCCAGAAGUGUAACGUGUAGCUUGCCUGCCUUGCUUUCGUGCCCAACUCAUCCGUUGGCUGUCUUCCAAGCUGGAGAUCGUUGCUGGCUUCUGAACUCUCCCAACCGGGGAGAGAUCACGUAAGGCCUGAUUCACAAAGGAGGUUGAGAGGAAAUGGGAGUUUCC
Messenger RNA from Pseudonaja textilis, 933 nucleotides. RefSeq names its product transmembrane protein 233 (gene TMEM233). Gene Ontology annotation, cellular component: membrane. NCBI's taxonomy places the organism in Eukaryota, Metazoa, Chordata, Lepidosauria, Squamata, Elapidae. The record is from RefSeq and is a predicted model, not a curated record.